This is a messenger RNA of Zychaea mexicana, 782 nucleotides long. RefSeq lists its product as uncharacterized. The transcript has a single exon. The record is from RefSeq and is a predicted model, not a curated record. The coding region runs from base 76 to 657 and encodes 193 amino acids. Lineage: Eukaryota; Fungi; Mucoromycota; Mucoromycetes; Mucorales; Lichtheimiaceae.
UGUAAAAGAAAAAAAAACAUAUAUAAAGAAGAAAAAAACAUCAAUUCUAUCAUACCACUUGACAUUGUCUGUACAAUGAACAACAACAACAACAACACCCCAGCAUCUUGGAGCAACAACAACACCGAACAAACCGGUAUAUUCGUCCAAGCCCCUUGGACAGGGACCCCUUCCAGCAACAAUGACGAAGGCUGGGGACCAGCACCAACACACAUACCAACCUUGCAAGAAGGAGGUUGGCAAUACGAGCCAAUGGAUAUAGACGACGAAUGGGAAGAUCAACGAACAGCGUCCCCAAAGUCGACUUUUACUAGAACAUCAACAAAAGAUGACGCGGAAAUAGCAUUUGAAAAAAUCAACAGUUUCCUGAACGAGGACCUCGGAACGAUUACAACGCUAAUCAACGAAUACUCUCAAGCAACACCACUCCUGGAAAUGAGGGAACUGAUCAAUCAAAAACUUAUACAAUUGGCGGGACGUACCAACAGACUCGUAGCAAAAUGCCGAGUCCAUCCUCACCCGUAUCUCACGGACGACCAAGUGCGCGCUAUCAUCAUCAACAUCAUCUUGCGUAACACAUUCACGUGGAUUCCUACAAACUUAUACUGCAAGGACUGCUGCCUUACGAUGUUUGGUAGACAUGAUACCUCAACAUAAAAAACACACACACACAUAUAUACAUAUAUAUCAAUAUUAUAUCAACUAUCAUCAUCCUGUAAGCCAAGAAAGGCAACAAGAAACUGUAUACCAACGAAAACUCAAAAAAAAAAAAAAAAAAAAAA